This is a messenger RNA of Terrapene triunguis (Three-toed box turtle), 1886 nucleotides long. It is a transcript of the gene FAM167B, whose product is annotated as family with sequence similarity 167 member B. The transcript has 2 exons. Bases 314 to 892 code for a protein of 192 amino acids. The record is from RefSeq and is a predicted model, not a curated record. Lineage: Eukaryota; Metazoa; Chordata; Testudines; Emydidae.
GGGAAGGCGCGUCGUGGGAUAAAUUACUUUUCGCUCCUACAGUCCUUUAUGUCCCCAUUGAAACUUCCUUUCAAAGAACAGGGUGUCUCCUCCCAGCUGGAGACAAUAAUCUAUUUUUUUUUUUAAAACACCUCCCCAGGCCUCCAGGCAAUUAAAGUUCCUGCUCGUUUAUAAUCAUCACCGAGUUCCAAGGCUUUAUUGUUCAUUCCAGAAAUAAAUACCGGUAGUUCUCCUGCUCACACGCACACACGCAGAGCGAGCCAGCUCUGCCACAGGCAAACGCUCCUCUCUCUUGCACCUGGCAAGCACAACCAUGUCCUUCAGCCACCUGAAGUUCAAGGAGCUAGGGGAAGAGGAGUCGAACUCAGACAAGGAGAACCUGGACAGCGUGAAGGCCCUGACGGCCAAGCUGAAGCUGCAGACUAGGAGGCCUUCCUACUUGGAAUGGAAGGCCCACGUGCAGAGCCAGUCCUGGAGGAAUGGGGUCACGGAGGGAGCCAUCAGCUCGCUGAAUGAAGAGCAGGGCGGAGAGGUGUUUCUGGAGGGGACUCAAGCCGACCUGCCGUCCAGGAGCAUCUGUGGGUUUGCCACCAUGGACGAUGCCCUGGAGUGGCUCAGAAAGGAGCUGCAGGAGAUGCAGGCUGUGGAUCACCAGCUGGCGCGGCAGCUGAUGCGGCUGCGGGGGCAGAUUCACCAGCUGAAGGUGGAGCAGGUGUGCCACCAGCACAAGGAGAUGCUGGACAAUGCCACCUUUGGCCUGGAGGACUGUGAGGAGGACACAGACCUGCUCUGCAACAUUCCUCCCAAGGCCGCCUUCUUGCUCUCCACGCCACUCAAGCACAUUGGCGUCACACGCAUGAACAUCAACUCCCGGCGCUUCUCCCUCUGCUGAGGGCCCUGGCCUCCUGCCCAGGGCUGUUUGGGCAGGGCACCUCUUCACGGCAGGGAGCAUUAGCAGGGACCCCUCGCCGCGCCCCAAACCUGGCCCAUGUGCAUGCGCGUACCUAGAAGCUCAGGCUGAAGGCUCAGGUCCUGAGCUGGUGGGUCGGGUUAUAUACAGGCGUAGUGUUCAGCCCAGUUACGGUGGCCGAGGGAAGUGGUGAGUGUACAGCGUAUUCCCCCCUCCCUGAUGACUGGUGUUGCAGGUCUGUGGGCUAGCAGGGCUGCCACCUCCCGUCAGAUGCCGCAGCCUGCCACCCGACCCUCUCCUGCCAUUCACAGCUGCCUCUGGCCAGUCCCUGCAGCGUCCCGCGCUGGAUACCGCAGCCAGCUAGAACCAAACCUGACCGAACCGAGGCUGGGCUAACGUGCUGCAUGGAUUGCCUGGCACCAGAGAUGCAGAGACCUGCCAAGUCUGCAGUGCUGAGCCCCCCAGGCCCAGGUGGAGCUCAGCGCGGCCCCUUGAGGAACCGGAGCCUGUGACUGGUUUCAGUCCCCGCAGCAGCCAUGCUACCCCUUCUGGGCCUGCCUUGCAAAGACAGGUGGGUGGGCACCGUGGAGCCCACAUACCCCACCCCUCCAACGCCACUAGCAUAGCUCUGCCCAGGGGCCAGUCCCUCCUCAGCCAGCUCUGUCCUAGCUUAGGAAGCAGCGUCUGUAACGCACAGCGCUAUGCACAUACGUUAACCCCGGAGUCACACUUCCCUAGCGCUGCGGGGCCAGAGUUGCACAGGCGGCAGUGGCAGGUGCUGGCAGAGAGGGGGCAGGGUUUGGUGAGCAGCUCGGUGAAUUCUCCCCAGCCUGUGAGCCUCAUGGCUCAGCUGGGUGAGGGAGAGGGGGCGGUCUAAGGCGUCUGUGAUGCACGUCACACUGCUGGGUCCCAUUCGCUGCUGCAGAAAACCCAAGAAAAAGUUUCCGUGCAGAAAUAAAAGACGGCAUCUGCAAAG